CGCAGUGCAGUGACGUAACCCUGCUCCUCCCCCCGCACCUGCCAGCAUGGAAGCAGGGGGCGGAAGCGCGGUCCCGGGACCGGCGCUCGGGGAGCUGCUGGCGGACGAAUGUUAUGCUGACUUUUUAAAAGAAGACUUUGAUGUAAAGGCUUACACUUCCCAGUCUAUUCAUCGAGCCAUAAUAGCUGAGCAGUUAGCAAAACUUGCUCAAGGAAUCAGUCAGCUGGAUAAAGAGCUCCACUUGCAAGUAGUUGCAAGGCAUGAAGACCUGUUGGCACAAGCAACUGGGAUUGAAUCUCUAGAAGGUGUCCUUCAGAUGAUGCAGACUAGAAUUGGUGCUCUACAAAGUACUGUUGAUAGAAUCAGAGCCAAAAUUGUUGAUCCAUACAACAAAAUAGUAUCUCGUACAGCUCAGCUAGCAAAACUUCAGGCUGCUUGUGACUUGCUACGGAGAAUAAUACGCAUCUUGUAUCUCAGUAAGAGACUUCAAGGACAGCUGCAAGGAGGAAGCAGAGAGAUAACAAAAGCUGCACAGAGUCUCAAUGAACUUGAUUACCUUACUCAAGGAAUAGAUCUAUCUGGAAUAGAAGUAAUUGAAAAUGACCUGCUUUUUAUCGCCAGAGCUCGACUAGAGGUUGAAAAUCAGGCUAAACGUUUGCUUGAGCAAGGCGUAGAGACUCAGAAUCCAACUCAAGUGGGAACAGCUCUACAGGUUUUUCAUAAUCUUGGAACUCUGAAGGAUACUAUUGCUAAUGUAGUGGAUGGGUACUGUGCAUCCGUGGAGGAGAACAUCAGAAACGCUUUGGAUAUCAAAGUUUUGACUCAGCCUUCCCAGGCAGUUACAAGAGGGGGGCCUGGCCGAGCAGCUAUGCCAACACCAGGAAACACUGCAGCCUUCCGAGCAGCUCUCUGGACAAACAUGGAGAAACUCAUGGAUCAGAUCUGUGCAGCUUGUGGCCAGGUGCAGCACUUGCAGAAAGUAUUGUCAAAGAAGAGAGACCCUGUUUCACAUGUCUGUUUCAUUGAGGAAAUAGUUAAGGAAGGUCAGUCAGAUAUUUUUUACAAAUUUUGGACUGCAGUAACUCAGACUCUUUCAUCUCAGUUUCAGACAGCAACAGACUCUUCUAUGUUUUUGAAGCAAGCUUUUGAAGGAGAAUACCCUAAAUUACUGAGACUUUAUAAUGACUUGUGGAAGCGGCUGCAACAAUAUAGUCAAAAUAUUCAAAGAAAUUUUAGUGCAAGUGGAAGUACAGAUCUUUUAGCUGAACUGCAGCAGAUGGAAGAAGAUACUCAAGACAUAUUCAUGCAAAAGAAACAGGAUUAUGAUCCAGAAAAGGCCUUAAAAGAUUCACUGCAAUCAUAUGAAGCUGCUUAUUUAUCAAAGUCUUUAUCACGACUCUUUGACCCUAUCAACCUUGUCUUUCCUCCUGGGGGUCGUAAUCCUCCUUCUUCAGAUGAGCUUGACAGCAUUGUUAAAACUAUAGCAAGUGAGCUAAAUGUUGCUGCUGUUGAUCCAAAUCUCACAUUAGCAGUAUCAAAAAAUGUGGCAAAAACCAUACAGCUCUUUGGAGUGAAGUCUGAGCAGCUUCUGUCCACUCAAGGAGAUGCCAGCCAGGUGAUUGGCCCGCUUACUGAAGGGCAGAGAAGGAAUGUGGCUGUAGUGAACUCGCUAUACAGACUGCACCAGUCAAUGCUGAAGGUGAUUUCCAACCAGAGUUCAUUUCCAGCAGUUGCUGAGCAAACUAUCGCUGCAGCCUUAAAGGCAGUCCAUGAUCUGAUGGGUAGUGCUGUGCAACCCUUAUUGAAUUCAGUCGGAGACUCAGUAGAAGCUAUUAUCAUCACUAUGCAUCAGGAAGAUUUUUCUGGAUCAUUAUCCAGCUCAGGAAAACCAGAUGUCCCUUGUUCUCUGUACAUGAAAGAAUUACAGGGCUUCAUUGCAAGAAUCAUGAGCGACUACUUCAGACACUUUGAGUGUUUCGACUUUGUUUUUGAUAACACUGAAGCCAUUGCUCAGAGAGCAAUUGAACUUUUUAUUCGUAAUGCCAGCCUAAUAAGACCCCUUGGUGAAGGUGGGAAGAUGCGACUCGCUGCUGAUUUUGCACAGAUGGAGUUAGCAGUCGCUCCGCUCUGCAGGAGAGUAUCUGACUUGGGGAAGUCUUACAGACUGCUGAGGUCAUUCAGACCACUGCUUUUCCAGACUAGUGAACAUAUUGCCAGUAGCCCAGCUGUGGGAGAUAUAAUUCCGUUCAGCCUGAUUCUUCAAUUCUUAUUUACAAGGGCACCACCUGAGUUGAAAUCACCAUUCCAGAGAGCAGAGUGGUCUGUUGCCCGUUAUUCCCAGUGGCUGGAUGAUCAUCCAUCUGAAAAGGACAGGCUCGUUCUCAUAAGAGGUGCACUGGAAGCUUAUGUUCAGUCAGUGAGAACAAGGGAAGGGAAGGAGUUUGCACCGGUCUAUCCCAUCAUGGUUCAACUGCUGCAGAAAGCAAUGUCUACAGUGCAGUAAAAAUGUCUAGAAGACUUGUUAAUACAGAAAUUGAAGAGUGAUGGAGUUGGGUUGUUGGCAUUGAUUCACAUUUAUGGGAUUAACCAAAGCUUUUUUAAUACUACUGUCACUAUUUAAAGUGCUGUUAAUGAGAUACCAACCUAGUCUAACAAAGUGUACACAAUCCUCUUUCUGAGCUCUAGUUAACUGAAUUUUGGGAACAGGUUUAUAUCAAAACAAAGGUUUUGUUGGAAUAAAUGUAAUUUCCUGACACGGUCACUAAGAAGAGGUCAUUCUUGUUUGAGAAUCAUUUUCUAAUGCCCUUUUUGGUAAGAUGCAAACAUUAGGACCUGCUCGUAAUGUUCUAGGGCAGCAGGGGCUAACUUUCUGACAGGUUUGCCACAAAUUAUCUCUGUACUUCCCCACAUGCCACACAGCUCUGCUGCUCUGCUUUCUGCUCCCAGCCCUGUGCUCCUUGCCUGAGCUGCAGCUUUCUGCUCCACCUGCUGCUGGGCUCCCCGUCCUCUCCCCAGUUGGCUGCCUGUGCUACUUAAGGCACCCGUGCCCCAGGCUGCCCACCCUGUUCUAUAACAGUCUACAAAAAAUUGGUUUCCCGUAAAUAGAGCAGAGAGGGGCUUAGUUCUUAGCAUUGUGCGGACAAAGAUAGCACUUUUCGAAGGCUAAGAGGAGAAGCCUCAUUAGGAUGCAGUUUAUAUCUAAACAUUUCAUCUGAAAAGCACUAAGUUUACUACAAGGGAAGCAUUUUAAUUUCUAAACUAAUGUAGAGCUGAUUCUCUGUAGCAUUGCUGAAGCUUUGAAGUAACUUAUCCUUAUGUUACUUUUUUCUUUUUGCUACCAGUGUAAUAAAGAGCACCCACUAUCUUUUGAUCU
This is a messenger RNA of Gavialis gangeticus (Gharial), 3373 nucleotides long. RefSeq names its product component of oligomeric golgi complex 5 (gene COG5). The record is from RefSeq and is a predicted model, not a curated record. Gene Ontology annotation, cellular component: COG complex. The transcript is spliced from 22 exons. Bases 47 to 2503 code for a protein of 818 amino acids. Gene Ontology annotation, biological process: intra-Golgi vesicle-mediated transport. Lineage: Eukaryota; Metazoa; Chordata; Crocodylia; Gavialidae.